Molecule: messenger RNA, 2842 nt
Organism: Perca flavescens (yellow perch)
Lineage: Eukaryota; Metazoa; Chordata; Actinopteri; Perciformes; Percidae
Product: gasdermin-E
Exons: 10
Coding region: 319-1758 (479 amino acids)
Biological process (GO): programmed cell death
Cellular component (GO): cytoplasm
Source: RefSeq, a predicted model, not a curated record
GAAGCGUUCGAUGUACUUCUCUGUGUGAAGUGGAUAACCGUCCACAUCUCUGACCGAACACUGCUGCUGAGACUGAUAUCAAGGUUUUCCUCUACUUACGGCCUAUACUAGUUUUAUAAUAUAACUUAGGCUACACUGUGAGCGGAGUGUCAUAGAGGACUAUUUCGGUCCGCGUCUGGACAACUUCUACUUUUACGCAUUGCAACAUCGGUGGCAUUCCAGGAGUAACAACUCGACGGGACGGAGCUCUGAACGUACGACGUUUCAUCUUGUUUAUACACUACUUUGAGCUGUCUGCAGUCCUCCUCUGCCGAAGUCAUGUUUUCCAAAGCCACUGCCAACUUUGUCCGUCAUAUUGACCCCGAAGGAAGCCUCAAACACGUGUCCCGAUUAAAUGACUCAGAUAAACUGGUUCCCAUGGCACUAGUCGUCAAACGCAACCGCAUGUGGUUCUGGCAGAGGCCUAAGUACCAACCAACAGAUUUCACCCUCAGCAACUUGUUGCAAGGCGACGAGGUGCUCAGUCCUGACGUGUCCAAGACAGAAUUUGUGACCUACGAGGGGACAUAUAGAGACAAACUGUCCGGGAAGCUGGACACCGAGGCUGGCUCUGUCAGAGCCACGCUGGAGGGCCAAGGAACUUCCAAGCUCCAAUCAUGUUUUGGCAAGCUGAAGAAAGAGGAACUGGAUGUGAAGAAGCUGUUAAAAGACUCCAGCAGAAGGCUGAUAGACAUGCAGCAACCACUGGUGCAGCAGCUGGAGAAGCGUGCUGACGUGCUGGCAGUGGUUAAGGAGAGGAUCCUCACCGUCAACUCCUGCACCGUCACCCAGACCAAAAAGGAUCAGUGCGCCUUUCAGGGCAUGCUCGGACUAGUGGGGAGCUCUUUUAAGGUGUGUGCGAAGGACAGCAACAACAUUGAGGUGGACUCUGAUGUUUCCUUGGAGAUCCCCUCUGGUACAGUCAUUGCAUACAGCAUCCUGGAACUGGAGAUAAAGAAAAGUGGACACUUUAAUAUAUGCCUACAGCCUGGAUCAAUAGGAGGCAUUGAGGCAGACUCACUUGAGUCCUGGCCAUCCCAGGAUUCCUUGGACAAAGUCGACGGCAAGUGCAAUGGGGAGAAAGUACCUUUGAGUGCACUGCAAAAUGGAUCACAGGAGAUGGACCUCUCUCCUCUGGCAGAGCUCCCCCAGUUGACUCGAUGUGUCUUGUUCAAGAGACUCCAAGAGACUCUGGGGGACAGAACUGCUCUGUCAUAUAUGGAGUGUUUGUUGGAGGAGUUGUGCAGUGGUGAAACACUCAGCAUGGCCAAGCACAAAGAGCUGUCGGAGAGUCAAAGAAAAUUAUUGUCAGCCAUACUGGACCGACCCGACACAGACAGUCACGCUGAGAACAGCCAGUGUGGUAUUCCUUCCCAUCUAAAUGCAGCUCACCUGUUGGUCAGUGCCUUGGAAGAGUUGCCUGAUCCAACUCUAAGCCUCUUGAGCGAGAGCAGUGCUGAUUUUCUGGAGGCCUUCGACGCACUGAUGUGCAUGUUAAAGAAGAGCAGCGAGCCUCUAUCCAUCCAGUGUCUUCCGGUCCCCCUGCAGGACAACCAGGCCUUCCAACUGGCAGAACAGCUGCUCAGCUCCACCAAUGUGACGCUGAAGAGAGACAGCGACAGGCUGUGGAUGGAGACGGGAGAUGAAGCAGGAGUUCUCCCACUGGUCCUCUGUCUCAGCAUACAGGGAUUGUCCCUGCUGUGCAAAGGGCAAAAGUAGUGGUAGUGUCUGCAUGUGCACUUUCUUUCUUUUUCGUGGAGUAUAUUCGGUUUAUUUCUUUUUUUAUUGUAAAGUUUAUUGGGACUAGGAAAAUAAGUAUUUUUCAUAUGUUUACUAUUCAUACAGUAUCAUAAAGAAAUUGCUAUUAUUUUAUUGUUUCAUUUUAUAUUUUUAUUACUUUAUUUAUGAGGUUCGGGCACCUUACAUAAAUCUGUCCAACAAAUUGUUAUCGUUUUGUAUAAAUCCAGUUAUAUUAUUUUUUAUUCAUAAACUUUCAGCUCAAUAUUAAAAUGUGUCUGCAUCAAUAGGUUGAAAUAAUUAUCUGACCCCCAGAUCCACUGGAUCUACUGUAAAUGCAUAGUGGUUAAACUGAAUUUUUAGCUCAAGAAAUCUUUAACUACAGUAGAUUUCACAUUUUUUUAUUAACAACAAAAUGUCAAAUGUGAUGCAUGCCAAGAGUAUACAACAUUGCUAACAUUUAUACAACUAUGCAGAAUGCUGAAAACUGUGUUGCACUAUUCUGGUUCUAUUCUAUUGAGGCUGCAUUUUAUUGCUGCUGCUGCAACUAAUCAAAAAUAUUUGCUAGUUCAUUCAUCAAAAAAACUAUAUAUUUAACAUUCCCUGAAAUACUGGCAUUGUAUACCAAAAAGCUACAUUUAGUUAAAAUAUAUGUAUUGAUGUCUCAUACGUCUUCAUACAGGAAGCUGUACAGUUUUAUGAAGCUGCCUUUGCCAUGUACUUACUGCCUCUUGCCUAUUUUGUCUGUUAACAUUGUAAUUUAUUGUUGAUUGGAAAAAAACAUGUUUUACUUACAUUUUUAAAAAAUCUCUGCAUUUAGCUCUCUGUAUCAUUGCUACAUUGCUGCUAAGUGUAUCAUUUUGUCUUACAAAAAUAAAACUUUUAUAUUGCAUGGACAGUAUCUACCGAAGAUGAAGAAAUGUAACGCAAAAUGAAGAAUUGUAUUAAUCUUUCCUGGAAAUAUUUAAGGACAUUUUUUACUUUUGAUGUUAACUCAAUGUGCUCUGUGUCGAAAAGCAAUAACAUAAUGAACUUCAUUAUAUUGUUAUUAAAAAUCUUUCUUCAU